GUGACUAAUGCGAUCGUCUGUUUUUUUGGGGGAUUUCAAGGUUUUCCGACGUACAAUUAUGGGUUAAACUAAGGGAUAAAAUGUGGAUUCGGCUAUGAUCGGUGACAAUGUUUCAAGACCUGGUCCGUCUCUUGCUUGUGGUUGUUUUCAUAAUUAUUGUUCAACGAGGGAGCACACGAGAUGUCAAACCAAAACAAGGCCAGUUUUUGAACGCAACGAAAACUCCAAACUUUUCUAAAAAUGGAUCUGCACAUCAUAAUAACAAGUUCAGUGGGAACGCAACCAGUUCUAGUAAAAGUGUCCUCAAGACGCGGAAAAAUCGAGGUAUUUCAUUAGCUGCGCUUGCGGGACUCGACCGAGCGGCUCUAGGUAUCAACCCGCUCUCUGUGCCAUAUGGAUCAAGGCUUGCUUCUUUGGGUUUUCAGCAAACCCCUACUUUGCAGCAGCUCUCGCAAUACAGAGGGCUAGUUCCAACUAAUGGAUUGAUCCAAAGCCCAUCUGCUCUUAGACUUCCAUACGGAAUUCAACUUGCCAGACUGUUGCCUGCACUGAAUAUUUAUCGAAAUAGAUUGCAAUUUCCAACCAGUGCAGGAGGCAUGGCCACCGACGUGCACGUUUACAAAAAUCCCAAUAGAUUGAAAUAUGAUUCUAUUCCCCUUAAACCCUCCAUCGAACAACAGGCGUUAAUCGGGAACGGACUGACUUUACCCGCCUUGCUACAGCUGAACUCUGCCGGGGUUCAGGGUCUUUCUGACUUGUCAGAUGAAAGUGAAGCUGACUUGGACGAGCUCGGAGGUGUUUGUUUGACGAAACCCUGUCACAAUGGUGGAUCAUGUGUUAAUGUUGGCGAAACAUUUGAAUGUAUCUGCAGAAAAGGUUUCACUGGGAAAAGAUGUAAAGAGCGAAAUCCAUGUUUGCCUAAUCCUUGUCAAAAUGACGGACAGUGUGCAGUUUCUGGCUCAAGCUUCGACUGUUCCUGUUCCCUUGGCUGGAAAGGGGAAAGAUGUGAAGAGCCCAACAAAUGCAUUCCUAAUCCUUGCAUGAACGGAGGGUCUUGCACAGCGCUACAGUUUGAUUAUGAAUGUACCUGUCCACAUGGAUUUCAUGGGAAAAGCUGCGAAGAGAAACGGUCCAGUUGUUCUGAAAAUCCCUGUCACAACGAUGGACACUGCAUCGAGGCAUCAGGAAAUUUUGAGUGUGUAUGUAGAUCGGGCUUUUCAGGAGUGACAUGCGCAGUGACUCAGAACAAGUGUUUACAAAACCCAUGCGAAAACGGAGGCACUUGCAUUGACUCCAUGGGUGGGGAGGGAUAUGAGUGUCGUUGUCCAACUGGAUACAAAGGAGUCAACUGCGCAGAUAUCGAUAAGUGUCAUCCAAAUCCAUGCGGGCAUGGCGGCUUUUGCCGAGAAGUUGUAGGAGGUCCUGGAUUUGCUUGUCAGUGUAUCUCUGGGUAUAAAGGCAUGCAAUGCCAAGAAAAAGACAGAUGUCACCCUAAUCCUUGCCUCCAUGAUGGCAUGUGUAUGGAGAUAAACGACGAGCUAGGUUUUUUAUGCAAUUGCACCUCGGGAUAUCGUGGCACACACUGCCAAGAUCUGGAUCCCUGUCGCCCUAAUCCAUGUUUAAACUCUGGUGCCUGUCUUCACACGGAUGAAGGUUUCGUUUGCAACUGUUCAAGAGGAUACAAAGGAAGGCACUGCCAAGAACGCGAUCUCUGCAAACCCAACCCUUGCCAAUUUGGCAACAAAUGUCACCAAACAGGAGUGGACAGCUAUCAGUGCGUGAAGAAUCUUUGUAAUCCCAGUCCGUGUAUGCAUGAUGGACGGUGCAUUGAGGUCAAUGAUGAAGAUUACCUGUGUGCGUGUAAACUAGGCUAUACAGGAAAGAAUUGUCACGAGCAAGACUUGUGUCACCCAAACCCCUGCAUGAACGGUGGAACAUGUUCCAGGACAGACUUUGGAGGUUUUAAGUGCGCAUGCACACCAGGAUAUAGUGGACCGAACUGUACAGCGUUUGAAAACCAGGUCAACGCAGAUAAUAGACACAACGUUCCUAUUUUUCACACAACUUUGCUUCCAAACAACUUGAAAGUCACAUCUCCAGCACAAGCAGUCUCUAGUAUGGCAGUGCAGGGAAAUAAGAAAACAAGCGCAUCCGUUUGCAGUCCAAACCCAUGUCAGAAUGGUGGAUCCUGUGUCAGGAAAGGGGAUAAAUUUGGUUGCUCGUGUCCAAAGGGUUUUAAAGGUCGCCAUUGUCAGAUAAAGAACUCUUGUAUUCCAAAUCCAUGCAAUAAUGGCGGUACGUGUCUUUUGGGAGAGGAAGGCAACUUUGUUUGCCGCUGUCCUGCAAGGGUUACAGGCGCGUUGUGUGAAGAAGCAUCAAAGCCACAAAGACUUCGUCUGAAGCCUCAUAUUGACUACUGCACCCCCAAUCCGUGCAAAAACAAAGGCAUUUGUGUCGUGGAGGAAGGAAAAGGAUAUAGUUGUGCAUGUGAGCCAGGAUUCACCGGUUUCCAUUGUCAAGUGGACCACUGUAACCCUAAUCCGUGCAAGAACCAAGGGCUCUGCGCACGGGAUAAAGCUAAUUAUUACAAGUGCAAUUGCCACAACGGCUUUUUGGGGCACAACUGUGAAGUAAAUUCUUGCCUUCCCAACCCUUGUAAAAAUGACGGAUUGUGCGUCACGGUUCGUGGAAAGGGUUACCAGUGCAAAUGUCGAGAUGGAUUCAACGGGCCACACUGCGAGAAUAAUCCAUGUUAUCCAAACCCCUGUAAUAACGGUGGCAGUUGUCUGGUCUUCUAUACCGUAUACCUUUGUAAAUGUCCAACGGCAUACAGAGGAACACGAUGCAAUAUUCUCAUUCCUCAGCAAGCUUUGGCUCCUCCACCACCUCCUGUUCCUUCAGCCAAGUCCAUGACAGAGAUAUCUCCUGUGCGUAAGACAACGCAACACUUCAAAGUUAACGCUUGCCCGGCGAAUCCAUGCCGCAACUCUGCUGUGUGCCUCGAGACGAUUGACGAUGACUUCGAGUGCUUUUGCCGAGGUGACUUUUCCGGACCAAGUUGCGAAGAUAUUGGAGCCUACACCUACUCCUCAGCCCCUAAAUUCUUUCCCGGAAGAGGUGAGGAAUGCCAGCAUUGUGACCUCAACGCGCACUGUGUGGGAGGACAUUGCAUCUGCAAGCGUGGUUUUGUUGGAGACGGCCUGGAAUGCUGGGUGGAAACCCGACUGGACAAAGACUGGAGCUGUUUGGUGUCUCCGUGUCAGAAUGGCGGAACAUGCAAACCAGGAAUAUCUAAAUGCGUCUGUCGGCUGGGAUACGUUGGGGACUACUGUGAAUCCCACUGCCCGCCCUCAGUCCAUCUGAGUUUUGACAAGUAUACCCAGAGUGCAUUGUUAGAUGAUUCAGGAAGUGAAAACAGAGGUUUCCUCGCCAACGGGGCACAAAUCGUACCUCAUGGUGGGAAAUGUGGUAACGCAGCAAACUUACUAGGUGGAGAUGUUUUACUGGAUGGCGAGCACUUUCGUCAAAUCCCUAGGGAAGGAAUUACCAUAUCAACUUGGCUUAAACUCGACACAAACAAAGGAAUACAAUCGAUAUUUGACACUGUUGGGAGCCACUCCAGGCACAAAGAUGGCCAGUACCACUUUGAAAUUGAAAAUGGAAAAGUGCGAUGGUUUCACAGAAAUGAAAAUCAUGACACAAUAUUCAGUCUGCUAUCACGGGCCGUGGUGGGCGAAGGAGUCUGGACACAAAUUACAGCAACUUAUAGCGCGAAGAAACAGCGGGCAAGAGUAUAUGUUAAUGGAGACAUGGUUCAGGAGGAGAUCGGACAAGGCUUUUUGUCCCAAGACUGGGGAGGCAAGGCCGGAAUAGGUCGUCAUAAACAUCAAUUUGGAAAUCGACUGCUACGAGGAAUGAUUGACGAGUUCUAUAUUUUCCCCUGUGAGCUACCACGUCUGGAAAUACUGGUGUUGAUGAGACACUGCCGCGUCUAUUUCACACAUAAACCAAAGAAAGUGACAGAGGAGUCUUCAACCACACGAGGCUCUACAGCAAUCAUGACACCGCCUGUUAAUGGGCUACGAAAGAAUGGACCGGCCGCUGUUUACAAGCCUCAACCUCAGAGUAUAAAUCCGAUAUCAUCAGCUUAUCAAAGAAAACCUCCUCAAAACGACUACGUCGCCAGUAAUUUGCAACAAAUACUUGCCAGUCUGACUGUUGGAGAGCCUCCUCGUAACGAUGUUCACCCGCCAAUGCGCUAUAGACCACCUCAAGGGUAUUCGCUAUCUCCUCAUCCAGGCAAACCACAAACAUUUUACAAACCUGCAUUACACACGAGCAUAAAGCCAGCGGCAGAUAGCUCACCACUAGUGCCUAGUCCCUUGUCUGCUAAUAUGUGGAACAAGCAUCUGCCUGGUGUGUCAACACCAUAUGCAACACAAGCUUCAGUAAGGCAGGAUACUGCAAUUAUUGCCCAGAGGGUGAAUAACAACCAUCAGCCUAAUGUGGUCAGACCAUUUUCAUCACAAGCUUCGGUUAAUACGCAGCAAUUUAAUAAGAAUCGUCCUCCUAGUGUGAUCAAAAUGAAUACACCUGGAACUCAACGGGCUCCUGAUGUGCAAAAUAUCGCCGGAAAGGCUCAAAUAUCAAAUAAUUUUAAUGUUCAAGAAGGAUUAACUAGACAAUUUGCAAAACAACAAUCUAAAAUAACUCAGCCGAACAUGUCUCUCAAUAGGAUGAAUCAUGUUGGACAAUUCCAGAAACCAAUUAUAUGGCACAUUCCGGUUGGAGGCACGAGCCAAGGACUACCCGGGGGUUUCCAAAAACAAUAUGCUAAACAAGAAUCAAAGACAGCUCAGUUGAAAUUGUCUCUGAAUAGGAUGAAUAAUAAUGCACAACUUCAGAAACCAAUUAUAUGGCACAUUCCCGUGGGAGGCACGAUGCAAGGACUUCCUGGAGGUCUUCAAAAGCCGUUUUACUCUGCUCUUUCGACAGGUCAACGGCUGUUUGGACAAUCAAAGCCGAUGAAUAUCGUUCAGGGCAUGCUCUCGCAGAACAAGACAGUUGGCAUGCAAAUUCCUUAUGGUGUUUCGAUUCAAAAAUCUCCGUUAAGCCAGCAAACGUUACACCAAAGGCAGAAAGUAAACUUCAUGCCUCCCCUUCGGGUUCUCAGUAACAUGAACACUCAGUCUGGUGGAGCCAGGGCCCAACGAGCGACAGCUCCCAGUCGACAACAAUCACUUGCAUAUAAGAUGGCCUCGCUUGAAGAACCCAGUCAUGUCUCGACGAGCAACAGUUUGACGACCAUACCAUGGCCAAAAAAGAUGCCACAAAUGGUCCCACCUUUUCAAAAGCAAUUGCCCUCUGGACAUCCGUAUAAAGCCAAGUAUUAUCCAAAGGCACCAUAUUCUCCAAAGCUACAGCAAAGACUCCUUUUGCCAGCCUCAAGGACGCAGUCAAGUUUAAAGGGUCUUCUUUCAUCAAUUACUCAGAAAGGUGUCACUGGAAAUGCACAGCCAGGAAUAUCUCCCUUCAGGCCACAUUUGAUUUAUGGGCAAAAGUCUUGGCCUUGGGUGGCUUGGGGAAAUCGUGUCUCCCCCGUGGCCGCACAAGCUUCAAGCCGGUCUUUCCCUCCUUUACGUCCACAAGCCUAUGGUAAGAAACCUCCAGCUUAUCAUCCAAGUGUUGGUCUUUCACCCAGUCUGCAAUCUUCUCCAUAUUCAGCGCCACCCCAGGUAUUGCUCUACUAUUACUUUUAUCCUAGGACAAUUAGCAAGGCCUUAACAAAAAUUGCAAACAUCCGUGGAGAAGAAAAGAAUACAAACUUCUUGCAAACGUUAACAGCCCAAAUUUCCAGUGCUGCCUUUAACAAAAAACCAGGGGAAGUUAUAACACAUACAAAUCCUACGAUGACAGGACAAACUGGAGUAAGGAUCUCAACAGCACAAACCAACAUGGCCACCCAGGUUAAUCCAAAACAACUUUCACAGACUCUUUAUACUCCAUAUUACCGACUUAUAACAAGCUUGAUGAAGACUCCCGCGGGCCCUUUGACUAAAAAUGCAUAUGGAAGGCAAGAGGUACAAGCUCCUUUUUCACUUCCUCUACAAGGGCAAGCAACAAAUCGCAAGCAUGAGGACAAUUCCACCAUCGGCGAGAGUCCUAUACGAUUCAUCUCGCAGGCCCCUUACAGUAAUCACACCGACACCCUACCAACAAGCUCAAGCGGAACGCAGAAGGCUACUUUCACAGACACAGCGACAAAGUCAAAGAAUGAACGAAGAAAGAGAACUAGCAAAGGCACUCGCGCUAUUGACGCUACCUAACAGAUGAUAGCUCGCAAAUUUAACUCAGCAAUGGGGAGAGAAAAAAGUAUUCAAAUUUUCACCUGUACUUCGUGGAAACAGCAUACUAUACCGACGUCGAGCAAUACAGUUAGUAAGAAACUGAAAAGUUUUAUAAUCAACGUAUGCCAAAGAUUUUUUCGUAAGGGAGCAAGAGGAAAGAAAAAACUGCGAAGGGAAGAGUUCUUUGAUUUUUGUUUCAACGCAGAACUCGGCCGAAGGCCAGAUAAGAAAGGACUGGCGGAAGUUUCAUUUCGUUUCUACUAUAACCAUGUGCAUGCAACCCGGUUAAUGUAAAUUGAUCAACCCUACUUUGAGAAAAGACAGUCUUCGUAAUAUCUGAUAACGUAAAGUUAUACUACAUAUGGCAAAGAGAAAAAAAUAGUAAAAAUGAUCAUAUAAUUCAUCAGAAAGUUGUUUAUAGAAAUAUUAAGAAAAUGAUGAUAAAAAAGAGAAAUUAUUAUCUUGCUAGUGUCAGCUGUUACCAGCUUCGAAUGAUCUUUAAUAAGAGCGUGGUAAAAAUAAGGUGUUUCAUAUCAUAAUUGCAAGAUAGUUAUUGAUUAUAAUCUUACAUUCAGUUAGAGAUUCUUCUUUAUAGAUAGGAAUGUCUCAAAGCUAUUUCUCUCGGCUUGUAUCGAGUUGAUCCGUAAUCUUCCUUCAUGGUCAUUUUGUAUCAAAAGUAAGAACCUUACGUUAGGAAUAACUUCAUUCAUUAUUCGUUCAUCUCAUCUUUAGUUACAGCACAAAACAGAUUUGCGACAAUGGCAUGUGAGCUGUAAAGAAGCCUA
Messenger RNA from Stylophora pistillata, 7132 nucleotides. RefSeq lists its product as uncharacterized. NCBI's taxonomy places the organism in Eukaryota, Metazoa, Cnidaria, Anthozoa, Scleractinia, Pocilloporidae. Gene Ontology annotation, biological process: heterophilic cell-cell adhesion; establishment or maintenance of epithelial cell apical/basal polarity; axon guidance. The record is from RefSeq and is a predicted model, not a curated record. Gene Ontology annotation, molecular function: calcium ion binding. Gene Ontology annotation, cellular component: cell surface; signaling receptor complex; plasma membrane.